This is a messenger RNA of Nipponia nippon (crested ibis), 1116 nucleotides long. RefSeq names its product lysophosphatidic acid receptor 5 (gene LPAR5). The record is from RefSeq and is a predicted model, not a curated record. Lineage: Eukaryota; Metazoa; Chordata; Aves; Pelecaniformes; Threskiornithidae. Gene Ontology annotation, cellular component: membrane. Gene Ontology annotation, biological process: G protein-coupled receptor signaling pathway; behavioral response to pain. Gene Ontology annotation, molecular function: G protein-coupled receptor activity.
AUGUCAGCUUUCAAUGCGUCUCAUCAGACAUGCAACUAUUACAGCUUCAACCACCACCUCCUCCUGCCUGGCUACGUCCUGAUAUUCAUUACAGGUUUGAUGCUGAACGUGAUGGCCCUAUGGAUAUUCAUCCGCUACCUGCGCCUGAAGUCUGUAGUGAUGAUCUACAUGUUCAACCUGGCCGUGAGCGACCUCACCUUCACACUCCCUCUGCCGCUGCGACUCUACUAUUAUUCCAACCACCACUGGCCCUUUGGUAAUACCCUGUGCCAAGUCUCUGGCUCCGUCUUCCAGAUCAACAUGUACGGUAGCUGCCUCUUCCUCACGUGCAUCAACCUGGAUCGCUACGUUGCCAUUGUCCACCCACUUCGCUGGCGGCAUCUGCGGCGCCCCAAGGUGGCCAAGCUCCUUUGCCUGAUUGUCUGGGUUGUGAUCUUCAUGGGCUCCAUCCCCACUGCCAUAGUCCACAAGCAAAACCACUGUGAGGAACAGAACCAGACCAUUUAUCUGUGCUUUGAAAGCUUUAGUGACAACAUGUGGCAGUAUAACCUCUUCCCUCUAGUCAUCCUGGCUGAAAUCUUGGGGUUUCUCCUGCCUCUCAGCUCUGUGAUGUACUGCUCAAUUCGGAUCUUUCAGGAGCUCUGCCAGGACAGCCAGAUGAAGACCCUGCGACAGCAGAAGACCAUCCGUCUCCUCGUGGCCAAUCUGGUCAUCUUCAUCAUCUGCUUUGUGCCUUACAACACUACCCUGGCAGUUUAUGGGAUGAUAAAGGCCCAGGUGAUGAAGGUUGAGGAAGAAACACGGGACUCUGUGCGCAAAGUGUUAAUUACGACAAUGCUGUUGGCCAGCAUGAACUGCACGCUGGACCCCCUGAUCUACUACUUUAGUACUGAGGGUUUCCAUAACACCUUUAAGAAACUGCGGCGGGGACAAGCCUGGGACUCAGAUACAGGGACGCUUAAGAAUCAGGUUGUGGGGAAUAAGUCAACCCGAGACCAUACUGUCUCAAAAGUAAAACCGUUCCCAGCUGAAAACUUGAUCCGUCCCCGUGAAUCUUUGCCAUCACUUCCUACUGCAGUAUUUUUGAAUGGCCCUAUUGAGGACUCGGAAAUAUAA